Molecule: messenger RNA, 1071 nt
Organism: Closterium sp. NIES-65
Lineage: Eukaryota; Viridiplantae; Streptophyta; Zygnematophyceae; Desmidiales; Closteriaceae
Source: the annotation of a GenBank genome assembly
AUGCUCCUCUCUCAUCUAGUCCCCUUUCCAUUGUCCUUUUCCCCAUUCCGAUCCCCGCGUUACGACACAACUGCUGCCCCCCUACCCUCCUCUCUGCUCCCUCCUCUCGCGUGCGCCCUCUCCUCUCGCAUGCGCCCUCUACUCUUGCGUGCGCUCUUCCUCUCGCGUGCGCCCUCUCCUCUCGCAUGCGCCCUCUCCUCUUGCGUGCGCUCUUCCUCUCGCGUGCGCCCUCUCCUCUCGCGUGCCCUCCCUGCUCACACGCCUCCCCUCCUCACACGCCUCCCCUCCUCACACGCCUCCCCUCCUCACACGCCUCCCCUCCUCGCACGCCUCCUCUCCUCACACGCCUCCCCUCCUCACACGCCUCCCCUCCUCACCGCCAAGUCAUUUUCAGGCAAGGUGGAGGCAGUAGACAAGGCAGAGGCAUCAGCGCAAGAGAAGCCGAAGAAGAAGAUAUGCUGUGCGUGCCCCACGACCAAGAAGCUGAGGGACGAGUGCCCCCCCCUGACCCCCACUGGCCCCCUAUGUUCCCCUUCUCCCUGCCCUCCCUUUGUGCCCCUCCACUUGUGCCCUCCACGUGUUGCUCUGACAACCUGGAAGUCGCGCGACGCCGCGUCCUGCAUCGCCCUCAGCAGCCUCCUCCCUAAGUCUGAGAAGAUCCACUUCACCCUGGUUCGCACUGCAAGCGAGUUCCUGAUUGUGAUCAAGGCCCGCUACUCCACUCCCACCACUAUCUCUCUUGGUUGCCUAUUCCUCCCGUUCCUAUUUCCUGACCUCGCCUCCUGCCCACCUUUACUGCCUCCCUCGCCGCUACUGCAACUGACAAGACCGCGGCUGCUGACACGACUUAUGCACGGUCUAGAGUUAGGAGUGGCAGGAGGGGCGGCCAGGGUGCAGCCAGCAGCGGAGGUGGCGUGGCGAGUGGUGGUGGCGGGAGUGCAGGUGUUGGUGGAGCGCCUCGUGCAACUUCUAGUGGCUCCCCUUUUGCAGCUGGUGGAGGUGACGCUCGGGUUCGUCGUGCACUUGCGGCACUGCCAGCUGCAGGUGCUGGGGUGGCGGCCUGGUACCUAG